GCCCCGGGCCGCGGCAGAGCUCCCUGCCACUGGCCCUGUCCUGCUUGCCGCCCCAGCGCCUGCGAAGCUUGGAUGCCCCCAGGUCCGGCCGCGCCAGCCAGAAACUUUGCCCCGCGAAGUCCCCCGCCUGCCUGACCUCACCGUGAGGCGCCACGUCGGCCGCGCGCCCUCCGGGGCCCCGGAACCCCGCGAGUCAUUGCCUGGCCGCCCCGUACCCCGCGCCCGCGGCGCCCGGUCGCCAGAAUGCGCUACGCGGACCCCUCGGCCAAUCGGGAUUUGUUGGGGAACCGAACUUUGCUCUUCAUCUUCAUCUGCGCCUUCGCCUUGGUGACCUUGCUGCAACAGAUCCUGUAUGGCAGGAACUACAUUAAGAGAGGCCUCCAGUUUGGUUGGCAGAGUGGUGACCAGCUGUCCAAUUGGACGGGGCUCUUUAAUGUCACGGAUGAUCCAGCAGUGCAGAGCGGCAGUGACUCCAGCUCCAGGUACUUUGAAUUUUACGAGGGGCCUUUUGAAUAUAACUCCACAAGAUGCCUGGAGCUGAGGCACGAAAUAUUGGAAGUGAAGGUGCUGUCCAUGGUGAAGCAGUCAGAGCUGUUCGACAGGUGGAAGAGCCUCCAGAUGUGCAAAUGGGCGAUGAACAUCUCUGAGGCCAACCAGUUCAAGUCCACUCUGUCCAGGUGCUGCAACGCCCCUGCCUUUCUCUUCACCACCCAGAAGAACACUCCCCUGGGGACAAAGCUCAAGUAUGAGGUGGACACCAGCGGCAUCUAUCACAUCAACCAGGAGAUUUUCCGCAUGUUUCCCAAGGACAUGCCCUACUACCGAUCCCAGUUUAAGAAGUGUGCUGUGGUGGGCAACGGAGGCAUCCUGAAGAACAGCCGCUGCGGGAGGGAGAUCAACAGCGCCGACUUCGUCUUCCGGUGCAACCUGCCCCCCAUCUCAGAGAAGUAUACCAUGGACGUGGGGGUGAAGACGGAUGUGGUCACUGUGAACCCCAGCAUCAUCACAGAGAGGUUCCACAAGCUGGAGAAGUGGCGGCGGCCGUUCUACCGCGUGCUGCAGGUGUACGAGAACGCGUCGGUGCUGCUGCCCGCCUUCUACAACACACGCAACACCGACGUGUCCAUCCGCGUCAAGUACGUGCUGGACGACUUCGAGUCGCCGCAGGCUGUCUACUACUUCCACCCACAGUACCUGGUCAACGUGUCGCGCUACUGGCUCAGCCUGGGCGUGCGCGCCAAGCGCAUCAGCACUGGCCUCAUUCUGGCCACUGCGGCGCUGGAGCUCUGUGAGGAGGUGCACCUCUUCGGCUUCUGGGCCUUCCCCAUGAACCCCUCGGGCCUCUACAUCACUCACCACUACUAUGACAACGUCAAGCCGCGUCCCGGCUUCCACGCCAUGCCCUCCGAGAUCUUCAACUUCCUGCACUUGCACAGCCGAGGCAUCCUCCGCGUGCACACGGGCACCUGCAGCUGCUGCUGAUGGCGGCUCACCAGGCUGCCCGGCAAGUGGCGCAUUCUCUCCUGCUGUCCCUACCGGUUGAACUGGGAGUCCUGAACCGGGCAGCGUGGGGACCUGGCGUUCAGACUGUCUCUCCCUCCGUAGUUCAGUUCUGUGCUUGGAUACUGGGGUGGGGAGGCAGGUUUGGGAACCGGGGCAGAAUCAGUUCUGUGCUGAGCCUCCUGGCCUGGCCCCCACCGGUGCAUCCGCCCAGUGCCUCCACCUGCCCCGGCUAGCAUGCUGCUGGACCACACCCCAAGAUCAGGGGCCCUGGGGACUGCAAGUGAAUAAAGCACAUUUCCACCCAAUUUUGUCAUCCGAGAGAGAGCACAAACUGCAGACCCUUGUUGCAGCUAAAGGAAGGCCCUACAGAGAAUGGAAUCGAGGGCAGAGACAGGACACUUCACAGGACGCUUGAGCACAGUCAAGAUUUUAUUCACACUUUUGGUUCCUGAGUUUUAUAUCGAGGACUCAGCUAUGAAUUGCUAUCUAAAUCUCAGAGCUUAGAGGCCAACCCAGUGACUAGACCUUCCAGUGAAGAAAGUGAUCUCAAGAGGUCCAGGGACUUAACAGCCAAGCCACACCACCCGACACGUUCUUCCAUGACACACAGAGAGAUCUAACGCAAGGCCUGGGUUAUGUCUUGAUUGAGACAUCACCUGAGAAGCACCACAUCCUUUCAGACACAUCCUCGGACACACACGCAGUCUUGGUGCCCCCAGGUUCAAUCCUACGUUAGUUCUUUUGAUGAGAAGGGAAUAAACCAAACCAGCCACUUGCACUAUGGCUUCUAAGCCAAUGUUAUUGACUCAAUAAGUGCUUAGCGAUUGACUUCCUCUUCUGUCUCCCUAUUUUCAGCUCCAUUUAAACCAGGAGUUAUUUAUAAAGACCUCUUCCUCUCAUGU
Molecule: messenger RNA, 2405 nt
Organism: Mandrillus leucophaeus (drill)
Lineage: Eukaryota; Metazoa; Chordata; Mammalia; Primates; Cercopithecidae
Gene: ST8SIA5
Product: ST8 alpha-N-acetyl-neuraminide alpha-2,8-sialyltransferase 5
Exons: 8
Coding region: 244-1482 (412 amino acids)
Biological process (GO): N-glycan processing; oligosaccharide metabolic process
Molecular function (GO): alpha-N-acetylneuraminate alpha-2,8-sialyltransferase activity
Source: RefSeq, a predicted model, not a curated record